AUACGGAAAAGGCAGUGUGACGUUUCCUGUAAUAUCAAAAUGGCUGACUUUGACGAAUUUGAGAACCCUGCUCCUCAACAAUCAGAGGACGAUCCAGCUGCAGACUUUUUAGCCCGAGAACAAGAUGAGCUAAAAGGCCUAGAAGACGAUAACUUUGGUGGAGAAAAUGCUGGAGGGGCUGAUUUUGAUCCAUUUGGAGGUGCUGGAGAACAAACAGGAGGCUCACCACAGCCAACAGAUGACUUUACUGGGGGAGAUUUUACUGGAGGUGAAACAGCCCAGUUUGACUCAACUGGUGACAUGGGUGAAACUAAUGAACAAGAUACAGGGGCAAAUGACGCAUACUCUGCCAUAACUCAGGUAGACAAACAACGUGCUGAACCUGAGAAGAUUCGUCUGUGGAGAGAAGAAAACACGCGCAGAAUAGCAAAGAAAGAUGAAGAAGAAGAGAAACGUGUUAAAGAAUGGAGAGAUAUAGCAAAGAAGGAAUUAGAUGACUGGUAUAAACACCACGAGGAGCAGUUGACCAAGACCAAAGAGAACAAUCGUGAGUCAGAAGCAGCGUUCGUUGCAGAGAGGGACCAGACUCAACCAGGAGAGGAGUGGGAAAAAAUUUGCAGACUGUGCGAAUUCAACCCAAAGAAUUCAAAGAACACAAAAGAUAUCUCCAGAAUGCGUUCCAUCUUACUGCAGUUGAAACAAACACCCUUAGUCAGAUAAAUACGACAGUAUAAACAUUAAACUGUGUUAUUAAUAUAGGAAUAUUGUAUGUAAGAAUAAAAUGUUGUGAAAAUCACUAUGUAUUUAUAGUAAAUGUAUAAAAGAAAUUGUUUUGAUUUUUAUCAGUGUUUUUUUU
This is a messenger RNA of Ruditapes philippinarum (Manila clam), 856 nucleotides long. RefSeq names its product clathrin light chain A-like. Gene Ontology annotation, molecular function: clathrin heavy chain binding; structural molecule activity. The record is from RefSeq and is a predicted model, not a curated record. Lineage: Eukaryota; Metazoa; Mollusca; Bivalvia; Venerida; Veneridae. The coding region runs from base 40 to 720 and encodes 226 amino acids. The transcript has 6 exons. Gene Ontology annotation, cellular component: clathrin coat of trans-Golgi network vesicle; synaptic vesicle membrane; plasma membrane. Gene Ontology annotation, biological process: clathrin-dependent endocytosis; clathrin coat assembly; intracellular protein transport.